AUGCUCAUCAACAGGGUUGACGAGGUCCUCAGUGAUGGUUUAGACUAUAAAAGAACAUUGGUUGCUGACAUUGAGCAACUUCGGAACAAGAAUGGAAUGAAUGAGUGGCGGACAAAAGAGUCACUUGACUUAGGGGAUUUAGUACAAAGGCGCAUCAAAUUCCUUCAGAAUCCUAAUAAGUGUAGAAAAGCCAAGAAACUCGUUUGCAAUUUGAGUAAAGGUUGUGGCUAUGGUUGCCAGUUACACCACGUCACGUACUGUCUGAUUGUUGCCUAUGCUACAAAGCGCACCCUGGUGCUUGAGUCAAAAGGGUGGCGUUAUGCAUCUCAGGGAUGGGAAACUGUAUUCCAACCAGUCAGUGACAACUGCAAUGAUCGAUCCGGAGACUCUAUACGGAGCUGGGGUGCCCUUGCCACCUUAAAAGAUGUCCAAGUUGUGGAAUUACCCAUUAUUGACAAUGUCUACCCAAAGCCAGAUUUCAUUCCACUCGCAAUUCCAGAAGAUCUUGCUCCACGACUCUUGCGGCUACAUGGUGACCCCGCAGUUUGGUGGAUUGGACAAUUUGUUAAAUAUUUAGUGCGACCUCAGCCUCAUUUGGCACAUGACCUGGAAGAAGCCAAACAGAGUUUGAAUUUUAAAAGCCCAAUUGUCGGUGUACAUGUGCGUCGAACAGACAAAGUUGGAACAGAAGCUGCUUAUCAUGGCAUUGAAGAAUACAUGAUGCAUGUAGAAGAAUAUUAUAAACAAUUGGAAUUAAAUACUGGCAAACGAAUAGAACAAAAACAGGUUUAUUUAGCAUCUGAUGACCCAAGUGUCUUGGCAGAUGCUGUCAAUAAGUACUCCUCUUAUCGCUUCAUCUAUGACUCUGAAAUCUCCAAGACGGCAGGACUGGGCACUCGCUACAGCACAGCUUCUCUUCGAGGAAUAAUUUUCGACAUCCAUUUUCUUUCACUCAGCGAUUAUUUGGUUUGCACUUUUUCCUCACAGGUCUGCCGAGUUGCUUAUGAACUGAUGCAAACCUAUCAUGGGGACGCCUCGCAGAGAUUUUAUUCUCUGGAUGACAUUUAUUAUUUUGGAGGACAAAAUGCACACAACGUGGAGGCCAUUCAAAAACAUGUCCCCAAACGUAAAGAAGAAAUUGCUUUAGAAGUUGGAGACCUGAUUGGUAUUGCUGGUAACCACUGGGACGGCUAUUCAAAAGGCGUGAAUCGAAAAUUGGGCAAGAAUGGCUUGUUCCCUUCUUAUAAGACAGCCAACAAAGUAGUGACAGCUAAAUUUCCCACUUAUCCUGAAGUUCCUUUGACAAACGGAAGGUGA
Messenger RNA from Acanthosepion pharaonis, 1317 nucleotides. The record is from the annotation of a GenBank genome assembly. NCBI's taxonomy places the organism in Eukaryota, Metazoa, Mollusca, Cephalopoda, Sepiida, Sepiidae.